Anopheles maculipalpis is the source of this 810-nucleotide messenger RNA. Its product is annotated as cuticle protein 16.5-like. NCBI's taxonomy places the organism in Eukaryota, Metazoa, Arthropoda, Insecta, Diptera, Culicidae. The coding region runs from base 1 to 810 and encodes 269 amino acids. The record is from RefSeq and is a predicted model, not a curated record. The transcript is spliced from 3 exons.
AUGUCAUCCAAUCCAUCCACGAUUUUGGACAACCUCAUCCACAAACCAAGCCCAGCAAUCAUGAAGUGCAUCGCAGCUGUAGUCAUGAUGGCUCUGGCCGUCGCCCAGGGUGCUGUAAUUCCGGUGGUCUACUCCGCCCCGGAAACGACCGUCGUUCAGCAAAACGUGGCUCCGAAAUACGUUACGUCGAACGUGGCCUAUACUGCCCCAACCGUCACCGCUUACUCCGUCCCAGAAACGACUUACGUGCAGCAGAAAUACAUCUCGGCCGCUCCAGCUGUAGCCUAUGCUGCGCCGGCUGUCACCACCUACAACGUGCGACCAACUACCUACACCACCUUCCAGCAGAACGUUGCCCCGGCUGUCGCUUACUCGGCACCAGUCGUCACUGCCUACUCGGUUCCGGCCGAAAAGACCGUCGUACAGCAGAACGUUGCCCCGAAGUACGUUAGCUACUCGGCUCCGGCUGUGACCACCUACUCUGCGCCAGCUGUCUCUUACGUUGCUCCGGCCGUUUCGUACUCCGCACCGGCCGUUACCUACGCCGCUGCUCCAGUGACGCAAUACAAGGCGGUCGCUCCAGUCCCAACCGUGUACUCGUCGGAUUCGGAAGUGAUUGAGGCUGCCCCCGUUGCUGCCGUCGCUCCGGCUGAAACCGUUGUCGUUGAACAGCCCGCUGCCGCUGUUUUGGCCAAGUCUGAAGCUCGUUAUGUCGCCGCCACGCCCGGUGCCGUACAUGAUGCUCCACUCGCUGGACACACCGUCAACCAGAACGCUUUCAACGUUGAGCCGGCACCAGGAACUCAGUAA